GGCAGGGAGUGAGCGCGGCGGCAAGGAGGAGGAGGCGGCGGGAGGGGGUGAGAGUUGAGAGUUCAGCCGCCGUCGUCGCCAGCCCGGACCCAUGAUUCCCAUAUGCCCGGUGGUUUCCUUCACCUAUGUGCCCAGCCGGCUGGGGGAAGAUGCCAAAAUGGCCACCGGCAACUACUUUGGGUUCACCCACAGCGGGGCUGCUGCCCAGUACAGCCAGCAGCCAGCUUCGGGUGUAGCCUAUUCCCAUCCAACUACAGUUGCUAGCUACACUGUUCAUCAGGCUCCAGUAGCUGCGCACACAGUUACUGCUGCCUAUGCGCCAGCAGCAGCAACAGUUGCUGUAGCCAGGCCUGCUCCAGUAGCUGUUGCAGCUGCUGCAACAGCUGCUGCCUAUGGAGGUUACCCUACGGCACACACAGCAACAGAUUAUGGUUAUACCCAGAGGCAACAAGAAGCUCCACCACCACCACCUCCAGUCACUACGCAAAACUACCAGGACUCCUACUCAUAUGUCAGAUCUACUGCCCCAGCUGUAGCUUAUGACAGCAAGCAGUACUAUCAACAACCGACAGCAACUGCAGCUGCAGUGGCUGCUGCUGCCCAGCCUCAGCCUUCCGUAGCCGAAUCGUACUACCAGACAGCUCCAAAAGCAGGAUAUAGCCAAGGAGCUACUCAGUAUACCCAAGCACAGCAAACUCGACAAGUGACAGCCAUAAAACCAGCCACCCCAAGUCCAGCUACAACUACAUUCUCUAUAUAUCCAGUAUCCUCCACUGUGCAACCAGUGGCAGCUGCUGCUACUGUUGUUCCAUCCUAUACUCAAAGUGCUACAUAUAGUACAACAGCAGUUACUUAUUCUGGUACCUCUUAUUCUGGCUAUGAAGCUGCAGUAUAUUCAGCUGCAUCAUCCUAUUAUCAGCAGCAGCAGCAGCAACAGAAACAGGCAGCAGCAGCUGCUGCUGCUGCUGCUGCAACAGCCGCCUGGACAGGGACCACCUUUACUAAAAAGGCACCAUUCCAAAAUAAGCAAUUGAAACCAAAACAGCCUCCCAAACCACCCCAGAUCCACUAUUGUGAUGUCUGUAAGAUCAGCUGUGCUGGACCACAGACUUAUAAAGAGCACUUGGAAGGCCAGAAACACAAAAAGAAAGAAGCAGCCUUAAAAGCAUCUCAAAACACCAGCAACAGCAGCACAUCUGCUCGUGGAACACAGAAUCAGUUGCGCUGUGAGCUCUGUGAUGUGUCUUGUACAGGAGCAGAUGCAUAUGCUGCCCACAUUCGUGGAGCCAAGCAUCAGAAAGUGGUUAAGUUGCACACAAAACUGGGCAAACCCAUUCCUUCAACUGAACCAAAUGUUGUCACCCAGGCUACUUCUUCAGCAUCCACAUCUGCUUCCAAACCAGCUGCCUCUGCUUCAAAUAUUGCAACUAGCAGCAACACUGUGAACUCCUCCGUUGCAUCUUCAGCAGUGAAAAUUCUUACUCCCACGACAAACACACCACUUAACACAGUAUCCAACAACAAAACAUCUACAGUUGCUGCUAAUAUUGCUGUAAAGAAAAUAUCUACACCGAAAAUAAACUUUGUUGGCAAGUACAGAAGUGGUAAUAAACUACAAACAACAAACAAACUGGAUGAAAUGAAAGCCGCUGAAAAUGUUAAGACCACUCCUGUUGCUACAGUACAGACACAAGAAGUUAAACCAGAUGCAACAUCUGAACCAGUAACACCCACAACUCUUGCUGCUUUACAGAGUGAUGUUCAGCCUGUGGGCCAUGACUAUGUGGAAGAGGUGCGGAAUGAUGAAGGAAAAGUGAUCCGCUUCCACUGCAAACUUUGUGAAUGCAGUUUUAAUGAUCCUAAUGCCAAGGAGAUGCAUCUAAAAGGAAGGCGGCACAGACUUCAGUAUAAAAAAAAAGUAAAUCCAGAUUUGCAAGUAGAAGUAAAACCUAGUAUCAGAGCAAGAAAAAUUCAAGAAGAGAAGAUGAGAAAGCAAAUGCAAAAAGAAGAAUAUUGGAGAAGACGAGAAGAGGAAGAGCGCUGGAGGAUGGAAAUGAGACGCUAUGAAGAGGACAUGUAUUGGAGGAGGAUGGAAGAGGAGCAACAUCAUUGGGAUGACCGUCGCAGAAUACCUGAUGGGGGAUAUCCUCAUGGUCCUCCUGGACCUCUAGGCCUACUGGGAGUUAGACCAGGAAUGCCACCUCAGCCCCAGGGACCAGCUCCUCUACGCCGCCCAGAUUCAUCUGAUGACCGUUAUGUAAUGACCAAACAUGCAGCUAUUUAUCCAACUGAGGAAGAACUUCAGGCAGUUCAAAAAAUAGUUUCCAUUACAGAGCGUGCUCUGAAACUUGUGUCUGACAGCAUGACUGACCAUGAAAAAAGUAAGAACAAAGAAGGAGAUGAUAAAAAAGAUGGCAGCAAAGACAGAGCCUUGAAAGGAGUUUUACGAGUAGGAGUUUUAGCUAAAGGCUUGCUUCUCCGUGGAGACCGGAACGUUAACCUGGUUUUGCUGUGUGCUGAGAAACCUUCAAAGACAUUACUCAGUCGUAUUGCAGAAAGUCUUCCCAAGCAACUUGCAGUGAUAAGUCCUGAGAAGUAUGACAUAAAGUGUGCAGUUCCAGAAGCAGCUAUAAUAUUGAAUUCAUGUGUGGAACCCAAAAUGCAAGUUACUAUCACAUUGACAUCUCCAAUCAUUCGUGAGGAAAACAUGAGGGAUGGAGAUGUAACCUCGGGUAUGGUGAAAGACCCACCGGACGUCUUGGACAGGCAAAAAUGCCUUGACGCUCUGGCUGCUCUACGCCACGCUAAGUGGUUCCAGGCUAGAGCUAAUGGUCUGCAGUCCUGUGUGAUUAUCAUACGUAUUCUUCGUGACCUCUGUCAGCGAGUUCCAACUUGGUCUGACUUUCCAAGCUGGGCUAUGGAAUUAUUAGUAGAGAAAGCAAUCAGCAGUGCUUCUGGACCACAAAGCCCAGGUGACGCACUGAGAAGAGUUUUUGAGUGUAUAUCUUCAGGCAUCAUCUUGAAAGGCGGUCCUGGCCUUCUGGAUCCUUGUGAAAAAGAUCCUUUUGAUACACUCGCUGUAAUGACAGACCAGCAAAGAGAGGAUAUUACUUCAAGUGCACAGUUUGCAUUGAGACUCCUUGCAUUCCGUCAGAUACACAAAGUUUUAGGAAUGGAUCCAUUGCCACAGAUGAAUCAACGUUUCAACAUCCAUAGCAACCGUAAAAGGAGAAGGGACAGUGAUGGAGUUGAUGGCUUUGAAGCAGAGGGGAAAAAAGACAAAAAAGAUUACGAUAACUUUUAAAAAUGUCUCUGAGCAUUAAGACCAGAGAUGAUGAUAAAAGUCCAUUUGUUGCCUGACUUACUUUCAUUCAUAAUAGUGUCUGUUUAAAACAUCUGGAAGAUUAAUUUUGCAGAAGAACACUUAGCUCUUCUACGAAUUCUAAACUUUCAGUGGAUGUGCUAUAUCAGACAGGUUAUGGAUAGAAAGAUAACAAAUGGAAGUUUUGUGCUCUGAUUUAAAAAGAAAAUAGUUCAAGAUUUUUUCCCUUACUUUUUCUUUAGUCAUAUGUUGCUAAUUUCCCAAUUGUUUUGUCCUGUUUAUUAACUAGUGCUUCAUCAUCUUACAUCCUGACUGUAUUUAAUGCAGCAUUUGUGCUUUGGUUGCUAUGUGUAUUUUGAUAUUUUAUUUAGAGGUUUUUUGUUUGCCUUUGACACUAGCUGUAUAAGUUACUUUGUGUUAGAUGUUAUAUACAGCUUCCCCUUCUACUUAAUAUUUUACAGCAGAAAUUUUUUUUGUAAAGUGAGACUGCAGGAUUAUGUUCUUUUCUAAAUGUGAAGGAUUACAACACAACUAUCCUGCCAUUUGAGCGCUCUGAAUUAAAUGUUUCUGCCAAUCUUGUGACAUUUGUCUCUUUAGUGUGAUAUAACGGUGUAAUUAAGACAAAUUUGUGUUAAUCUAAUCAGGUUUGCUGUUAGUUGUGCAUUAGCAGUGUAAAAGCUAAUAUAUACAGUAUGGUCUUGCAACAGUUUUAAAGCAGCUGCAUUAUUGAUGAAAAAAAAAAUUGCAUGAUGUUUUUGUUUUUAAUAGAAGGGCUUUUAAAACUAUCCUUUUAGUUUAAUGCGUAGGUCUUUGUAUGAUUGACUUUGUGACAUAGCAAGGCCAAAAAAUAACUUUCUGAAUUUUUUUUCUUAAGAUGCAAGUAAAAGAGGGCAUUCUCCCAUUUGGACAAAGUUAGUAGUUGUUUUCAAUAAACUUUGUCAGUGUGAUACUAAUGCCACUUCUUAGCCCUUAAAAUAAGUGUUUGUCAUAUCAGUGCCUGCAAAUUUACUCCUUAUAGCUAUUCCUGUAUACAAUUUCUGUAAUUUUCAGUAACUUAGAAAUUAAAACUAACAGAGUAUUGCUGACAAAGCAAAGGUUAUCAAAGAAAAAACCCAGAAAAUUAUUUGAUGUGGCCAUAGUGUAUGCUUAUGUCUCCUUCUUCAAAAAGCUAAGUAUAGCAGUGGUGUAAGUAAAGUUACAUCAUACUGUUGAUGUAUGCUCUGGUACACAGGUGUGAUUUGUUGUCACAGCACUACAGUGGAAUACACAAAUAAAAACUAAAAUUUAUUAAAUGACUAAAGUGCAUUAUACAAUGUAAACUGAAGUUUCGCUCAUUCUGUUUGGUGUGUACUAUGCUUAGUUGCAGACCUAUAAAACACAUACUUUAAUAUUGACUAACAUUCCUAUAACUCCUUUACAAAUGGCUGUAGGAGAAUGCUAGAUAUUGCAAAAACACUUGUUUCCUUAAUAAAAUAAGUUUAAAACCUU
Alligator mississippiensis (American alligator) is the source of this 4810-nucleotide messenger RNA. RefSeq names its product zinc finger RNA binding protein (gene ZFR). Lineage: Eukaryota; Metazoa; Chordata; Crocodylia; Alligatoridae. The transcript is spliced from 20 exons. Gene Ontology annotation, molecular function: single-stranded RNA binding; double-stranded RNA binding; zinc ion binding. The record is from RefSeq and is a predicted model, not a curated record. Gene Ontology annotation, cellular component: precatalytic spliceosome. The coding region runs from base 92 to 3304 and encodes 1070 amino acids.